UGAACCCACAAUAUAAAAGGGGGCACAGUAGGUGAAGGUCUACACAUCAGGGGCUUGCUCUUGCAAAACCAAACCAUAAGGCCAACUUGCAGAAGAAAGCAGAGCUUUACUAUGCCCAGCUCAGCACUGCUCUGUUGCCUGGUCUUCCUGGCCGGGGUGGGGGCCAGCCGAGACCAGGGCACCCCAUCUGAGAACAGCUGCAUCUACUUUCCAGAAGGACUGCCCAUCAUGCUUCGUGAGCUCCGAGAGGCCUUCAACAGGGUGAAGAUUUUCUUUCAAGCAAAGGACCAGCUGGACAACAUGUUGCUGAGUACGUCCUUGCUGGAGGACUUUACGGGUUACCUGGGUUGCCAAGCCUUGUCGGAGAUGAUCCAGUUUUACUUGGAAGAGGUGAUGCCCAAGGCUGAGAGCCAGGGCCCAGACAUCAAGGAGCACGUGAACUCCCUCGGGGAAAAGCUGAAGACACUCAGGCUCCGGCUCCGGCGCUGUCAUCGCUUUCUACCCUGUGAAAAUAAGAGUGCUGCAGUGGAGCAGGUGAAGAGUGCCUUCAUUCAGCUCCAAGACAAAGGGGUCUACAAAGCCAUGAGUGAGUUCGAUAUCUUCAUCAACUACAUAGAAGACUACCUGACAAUGAGGAUGAAAAACUAAGACAUCCUAAGAAACAAAACAUCCAGGAUGGUGACUACUAGACUCUAGGACAUAAAUUGGAGAUCUCCAAAAUCUGAUCCAGGCUUCCAGGACAGCCAAACCAGCUCCUUGGAAAACCCUGUCGUACCUCUCUCCUAGAAUAUUUAUUACCUCUGAUACCUCAAUUCCCAUUUCUAUUUAUUUACUGAGCUUCUCUGUGAACUAUUUAGAAAGAAGCCCAAUAUUAUAAUUUUUUUCAAUAUUUAUUAUUUUCACUUGUGUUUAAGCUGUUUCCAUAGGGUAACAUCCUAUGGUAUUUGAGUGUUUUUAGAGAAAUUGUAAGUUAUAUAAGGAAAAAAUAAUGUUUUGGGGGGAGCCAGCUGAAGCUCCCAUUCCAGGUCUGACCACACUUGAGAGCUGUUGGGCUGUUUUCCUGACCUCCCUCUAAUUUCUUUCGUUCUUGGGCUCGGACUCCCAGAGUGUUACAAAGACUCUUACUCUCUUAGGAAGAGAAACUAGGAAGCCCCUUUGAUAAUUAAUAUCCCAGUGGCUCAGAGGGUUUCCCUGACCUCAUUUUCUAACCACUUUGUUCUUGAAAGCUGUGGCCAGCUUUUUAUUUAUAACAACCUAAAAUUGGUUCUAAUAGAACUCAGUUUUAACUAAAAGAAAUUCAGUUCCUCUGGGAAUGUUACAUUGUUUGUCUGUCUUCAUAGCAGAUUUUAAUUUUGAAUAAAUAAAUGGAUCUUAUUAAAA
Molecule: messenger RNA, 1380 nt
Organism: Hipposideros armiger (great roundleaf bat)
Lineage: Eukaryota; Metazoa; Chordata; Mammalia; Chiroptera; Hipposideridae
Gene: IL10
Product: interleukin 10
Exons: 5
Coding region: 112-648 (178 amino acids)
Biological process (GO): immune response
Cellular component (GO): extracellular region
Molecular function (GO): cytokine activity
Source: RefSeq, a predicted model, not a curated record